This is a messenger RNA of Paracoccidioides brasiliensis Pb18, 198 nucleotides long. RefSeq lists its product as uncharacterized. The record is from RefSeq and is a predicted model, not a curated record. The transcript is spliced from 2 exons. The coding region runs from base 1 to 198 and encodes 65 amino acids.
AUGCUUGGUGAAAUUGAGGUCAUGGAAAAGGGUGGGAUUUCUAUUGGGAGAUAUUCCGACUUGGUAUUUAGCAGCGGAAACCCCGGAACAGCUAUUGCUAAUGGACCAGAGAGGCUAUGCCUUCACAAUGUAUUUGAUCAGAGGUAUGGGGUUAUCAAAAAACUUCAGCAACUUAUUGCAUUGAAGAUAUUGAAGUAG